UUUCCAUCGGAGAUAGUCCGGUUGAACGGAGCCGUAAUAGCUGACACAUUUUCUCCGUGUAUCGAGCAAAUGCAGCCAAACUAAAAGAAGAAGAGCGUAAGAAACUUAACAAGUCUUUCUUGUUUGAAGUCAGAGCUGAACAGUCAUCAUGGUGGAUGAAGCUGACAUGCGCAAUGAACUAGCUGACCUGCAGACACGUGCAGAUCAGAUUGCCGAUGAGUCUCUGGAGAGCACUCGGCGUAUGCUGGCUCUGGUUGAGGAGAGUAAAGAUGCUGGCAUCAGAACUCUGGUCAUGUUGGAUGAGCAGGGAGAACAACUGGAGCGCAUCGACGAGGGGAUGGACCAAAUUAAUAAGGACAUGAAGGACGCAGAAAAGAAUUUGAACAAUCUAGGACAGUUUUGUGGUCUAUGUACAUGUCCGUGUAACAAAAUUAAGGGCGGGGGCCAAGCGUGGGGAGGGAACCAGGAUGGAGUGGUGAACAGCCAGCCAGGUGCUCGAGUGGUGGAUGAACGUGAACAGAUGGCCAUCAGUGGGGGCUUCAUCCGCAGGGUAGCAAAUGAUGCCCGGGAGAAUGAGAUGGAUGAGAACCUGGAGCAGGUGGGCAGCAUUAUUGGCAAUCUCCGUCACAUGGCUCUAGACAUGGGCCAAGAAAUCGACACCCAGAACUGCCAGAUUGAUAGGAUCAUGGAGAAGGCUGAUUCCAACAAGACCAGGAUUGAUGAGGCAAACCAGCGUGCUACAAAGAUGUUGGGCAGUGGCUAAACUGCAGCAAACAA
Monopterus albus (swamp eel) is the source of this 777-nucleotide messenger RNA. RefSeq names its product synaptosomal-associated protein 25-B-like. Gene Ontology annotation, biological process: synaptic vesicle priming; exocytosis; synaptic vesicle fusion to presynaptic active zone membrane. Gene Ontology annotation, cellular component: plasma membrane; synaptobrevin 2-SNAP-25-syntaxin-1a-complexin I complex. Gene Ontology annotation, molecular function: voltage-gated potassium channel activity; syntaxin-1 binding; SNAP receptor activity. The transcript has 8 exons. The record is from RefSeq and is a predicted model, not a curated record. Lineage: Eukaryota; Metazoa; Chordata; Actinopteri; Synbranchiformes; Synbranchidae. The coding region runs from base 149 to 763 and encodes 204 amino acids.